AUGAAGCUUUUGUUGCGGUCCGUGCGGUUGCCGCGCAUUGCUCUGGCGCUGUAUGUCGUUGGGAUCAUCUGCGCGACGUAUCAUAUGUCUUGUGUGGAAGUGCCCGAACAAACGGAAACCGUUCAACUUGCACACUAUGAAAUGCCUCUCGCCGACCAAGAACAUGCCCAGGAAAUCGAGCGGGCCACUACAACUAUUUCCACAACUGACACCGUGACGGAGACUAUUCAGGAAAAGCUACCAGCCGCAGCCGAGGAAAGUGAAGGCAAAGCAGAGACGGCCGAUGUAGCCGAGACAGCAGAGCGCAGGCUCGCAGUGGAAACUGCGGAUGAUCUCGCUGAAGACGUCACUGAGGGAGCGCGCGCGGAUGAGGCCGACAAGACCAGUUUGGCUGCAGAGACUGCAGAUGACGAAUCUGCUGCAGGCUCCGAGAGUCAAGAGGAGGCAAAUGCAAACGAGGAGAAUGUGCCAAGGAUUUUGGCGAGUGUCCCAACCGAGACGGAGUCUGAAGACGUGUCUACCGGAGGCGAAGAGCCAACUGAGACAGAUUCUGUGGAGAACGAACCCUCCAGGAGACUCUCCGAUAAGGAGGAAGAGCACGUUUCGCAAGAAGCACCGGUAGCCGCGAAUGAAGAGGACAAAGCCUCUGCAGUUAUCAAAGAAGAGGAGGUCGCCGUCACGGAAUCAGAGGAAGAAGAGGCAUACGAUACAGUCGAGGAGGCAGGCUCCGCUCAAAGCCGCAGACUAAGGGGAGCCUACGAGUCCGAAGAUGAUGCCAAUGCGGAUUUCGACCCUGCCCAGCCCGUCUCGGAGGAGAAUGCAUCCGAGUCCCAUGUGACCAAGCAAGAGUUGGAGAACACUGAAAGCCCCACUGAGGCACCAGCCGCAGGCCGACGACUUCAGUCAGAGGAAGUCGUGGAAAACGUCGGAGACACGACGAAGACCGAAGAGUCUGACACCGCAGGAAGAGAGGAGGAGGGGAAAGGUGAAACGCUCGAGGACGAACACGCUGGCACCCGUUUGCUUUCUGCUCAAGCGUCGGUGGAAGAACAGCUCGAAUCUGCUCCUGAAGACGACAAGAGCCAACAAGAAGACGCAGCACAAACUGAAGAAGAAGGCGCGGAAACAGAAGGGUGCCCGGUGGCCUGCAAGGGAAGACUGACUUCAGAGGAAGCCGAAGAGGCGAGUGCGCUGGUUGUCGAUGCCGUUGCCGAAGACGAGGCCGCUGUGACAGCCGAGCCUAUGCAGCUAGUGACAGAAGCUCUUGCAGAGGCAGAGGAAGCUGAGCACGUGGCAGCCGCUCUGGCAGAUGUGGAAGCUGUUGACAUUGAUUCGACAAUUGUAGAGGCUGUUGAGGAGCUUAUGAACUGA
Besnoitia besnoiti is the source of this 1371-nucleotide messenger RNA. RefSeq lists its product as uncharacterized. Bases 1 to 1371 code for a protein of 456 amino acids. NCBI's taxonomy places the organism in Eukaryota, Apicomplexa, Conoidasida, Eucoccidiorida, Sarcocystidae. The record is from RefSeq and is a predicted model, not a curated record. The transcript has a single exon.